Molecule: messenger RNA, 1056 nt
Organism: Scomber scombrus (Atlantic mackerel)
Lineage: Eukaryota; Metazoa; Chordata; Actinopteri; Scombriformes; Scombridae
Product: GTPase IMAP family member 9-like
Exons: 3
Coding region: 1-1056 (351 amino acids)
Molecular function (GO): GTP binding
Source: RefSeq, a predicted model, not a curated record
AUGCCAAAACGCAAAUGCACGUUCACAGAUGAACUGCGAAAAAUUCCCAGUUUACCGACCCGGUCGGGACUGGCUGAGUGGACCGUGUGCGAGGCUGGUACAUAUGUGUCUGUGUCCAAUAAAGGUGCCGGGGACCUCACAGCUCAUAUGGACACAGAGAAACAUAAAAAAGCAGUGCGAGGUGAGAGUAGUUCAGCAAAGUUGACUGAGUUCUUUGUGAAACCCGGAAAAACAGAGGAUGCUGUACAUGCAGCGGAGGCCUCCAAGUCUACGACUCCAACAGCCUACAUAAAUAAUGAGCUGAUCAGGAUUGUGAUGGUGGGGAAGACUGGAGUUGGGAAGAGCGCCACAGGAAACACCAUUCUGAGACAAAAGUGCUUUGAAUCUAAGUUCUCCUUUAAAUCUUUGACUACACUCUGUAAAAAAGAAAUUGGUGAGGUGGACGGACAAAAAAUUGCUGUUAUCGACUCUCCAGGCCUGUUUGAUACCAGGAACACUGAAGAGAAAACAGUUAAAGAUAUUUCCCAGAGCAUUGCUUAUGCUUCUCCUGGACCUCAUAUCUUCCUAGUCGUCAUCAAACUGGGCAGAUUCACAGAGGAAGAAAAGCAAACAGUGCAGAAGAUUCAAAAAAUCUUUGGUAAGGAAGCCAACAAAUACAGCAUGGUUCUCUUUACCCAUGGUGACCUGCUCAAAGGGACACCUAUCGAGGAGUUCUUGGAGGAAAGUGAAGAUCUGAAGGAACUUGUGGCCAAAUGUAACAAGCAGUACCACGUGUUCAAUAAUGACAUGGAGGAUCGUUCUCAGGUCAGUGAGCUGCUCAAAAAGAUAAAACAAAUAAAUGAACAGAAUGGAGGAAGCCAUUACACCACUGAAACGUUCCAAAAUGCAGAGAGAGCGAUUGAAGAGGAGAAACAACGAAUCCUGAAAGAGAAAGAAGAGCAAAACCGCAAAGAGCAGGAGAAACUGAGGAAGGAAAUAGAGGAAAAGUUUGAGCGACAGAUGAGGAAGGAGAAGGCUGACAGGAAGAGGGAGAAUGAGUUGAGGGAUGCUCGAUGA